ACGUGUCUGAAGAAGAGAAGGCAAGUGCGGCCAUAGGAGACCUCAAUCAAUGGAGUAAGCCGACACGGCGAGAAGGGAGGAAGUUGAGGACGAGGAUGACGAAGUCAAUGCACAACAAGGGCUGGGAAGAGGAAAAGAAGGGCUCCAAUAUCUCGAGGGGAAAGAAGACAAUGUCCCAGCUCCUCUGGUUUCACCGUGAACGUUUUCUCCAUCUCGCUCCUCCUCUGUUUCCUACUUGGCACUUCCAAUGGGAAGAAGAAGCUGGCGGCUCGCGCCCGCUCUCCUCAUGGCGGCGACAGCCGGGAUGCUUUUUGCCGUCGUGUCGUCUCAGCAGCCGUCCGUGCUAAAAAGGGGAUCUUCUCUCUCCGUCGAGAGGUUCGCCGACGACGUUCUCAUCUCGGAGGGCGGCACCUUCAAGACGGGGUUCUACCCGGUGGGCGACAACGCUUUCGCCUUCGCCGUCUGGUUCACGGAGCCGGCCAACGGGACGGUGGUGUGGAUGGCGAAUAGGGACCGACCGGUCAACGGCAGGGAGUCCCGGCUGGAGUUCCGGAGCGGCCAGGUCGCCCUGAUCGACGCUGACGGCAGCAUCGUCUGGGCCACCAACACGAGCGACGUCGAUGGCGUCGUGGCUGAGCAGAUGGAGAUUGGGGAGGACGGGAACCUCGUGGUGAGGGACAGGUUGGGGAAGGCGUUGUGGGAGAGCUUCGAUUUCCCGACCGACACGCUUCUGGCGUUCCAGGGGAUGACGAGAUCCAAGAGGUUGGUGUCGAGGAGAGCGGCUGAGGACUACUCAUCGGGGCCAUACCAAUUCUUAUUCGACGACGACAACGUGCUCAGUUUUCUGUACGAAGGGUCGGACUUGUCCAGCAUCUACUGGCCCAAUCCCGACAUGGACAUCUUUGGGAACGGCAGGACCAGGUAUAACAGCACCAAAUAUGCCAGUUUUGAUGACCUGGGUCGAUUUACCUCUAGUGACAAUUUGAUCUUUUCUGCGUCAGACGUUGGCCUGAAAAACAAGAGAAGGUUAACUAUGGACUAUGAUGGAGUUCUCAGGCUAUAUAGUCUUAACAGUACAACAAAAAGUUGGGAGGUUACAUGGUUGCCGGUGUUGGAGAGGUGCAGAGUUCAUGGCCUUUGUGGGGAAAAUGGGAUUUGUUUUUACAACCCAGAACCUGAAUGCACUUGCCCUCCUGGAUUUAGUAUGAAAAAUAGAACCGACUGGACUCAGGGAUGCCAACCAAAUUCCAAGAUUGUUUGCAACGAUUCCCGAGUACAAAUUGUUAAACUUCCUCAUACUGACUUCUACGGUUAUGAUAUGAGCACAUACAAAACAGGUGUAUCAUUUGAAGCAUGUAAAAACAUUUGCACGAGUGACUGUAAGUGUCGUGGUUUUGGAUAUAGGUUAGAUGAUGGAUCUGGAUCUUGUUACCCAAAGAACAUUCUUUUCAACGGUCAAACUGGUCCUAACCUUCUUAUUGACAUUUAUAUCAAAGUUUCUUCAGUUGGGAACUUUAACAAUUAUCUGGAAGGUCAAUUCCACACUGAUUGUUCACUGGCAAAUUUGAGCAUCAUUAGGGCUGGAGUUUUUUCUAGUGGCAAUGUACAGGGUGACUACUUGAAACUGCCAGUUGGAUUUGUCAUUGCCAUUGGCCUAGUUGAAAUCAUAUGUCUGGUUUUUGGGUGGGCUUACUUACAUAAAGAGUUGGGCCACAUUCACAACAUUGGUCAAGGUUAUACGGCCUUAAGAUCAGGAUUUAAAAGAUUCACUUACAAAGAACUGAAAAGAGCUACAAAGAACUUCAGUAGUGAAAUAGGAAGAGGAGGUUCAGGGGUGGUUUAUAAAGGGGUGCUGGAAGGUGAGGUUGUGGCUAUCAAAAGGCUAGAGGAUGUGCAUCAUGGAGAAGCACAAUUCUGGAGUGAAGUGAGCAUCAUUGGAAGAAUUAAUCACAUAAAUCUAUUGAGACUGUUGGGUUUCUGCUUUGAAAAACAAAGCAAGCUUUUGGUUUAUGAAUUCAUGGAAAAUGGAUCCUUAGAGAAGAACUUGUUCAACAGUUCUUCAACUCUUGCUUGGGAUAACAGAUUUAACAUUGCUUUGGGCACAGCAAAGGGUCUCGCUUACCUGCAUGAGGAGUGCUUAGAAUGGGUGCUUCACUGUGAUAUCAAGCCUCAAAACAUACUCUUGGACAAGGAUUUCACCCCAAAAGUGGCUGAUUUCGGUUUGUCCAAGCUUCUAGAUAGAGGUGGAACAAAUGUUUCUAGCUUUUCUAGAGUGAGAGGAACGAGGGGCUACAUGGCUCCCGAGUGGAUAUUGAAUCAGCCCAUCACAUCGAAAGUGGAUGUUUACAGCUAUGGUAUUUUGGUGUUGGAAAUGGUAACUGGGAGAAGUUCAGUUGGAUUUGAACAGGUGGAUGACAACGGAGAGAUUCGUUCUGCACAAUUAAUCCCAUGGGUCAGAGAAAUGGUGGGAACAAGGCAGCAGUGGAUAGAAGAAAUAGCUGAUCCAAGUUUGUCAGGGAUAUAUGACAAGCUGAAGAUGGAAAUCUUGGUUAAAGUGGCUUUGAAGUGUGUCGGUGAAGAAAGGGAUGCAAGACCAACAAUGAGCCAGGUUGUAGAUGCUAUAACGCUCGGAUGCCAAUAGUGCCAUGAAGAGGUUGCAAGAUUUGGGAGUUACGUCCUAUAUAUUUGAUUUGGUAUGAGUAAAUUAUUCUUAUUGUGCGAAACUGGAUAAGCCUAUGGAAAUAAAGCUGUUGUUAUAGCUA
Molecule: messenger RNA, 2762 nt
Organism: Nymphaea colorata (pocket water lily)
Lineage: Eukaryota; Viridiplantae; Streptophyta; Magnoliopsida; Nymphaeales; Nymphaeaceae
Product: putative receptor protein kinase ZmPK1
Exons: 2
Coding region: 248-2641 (797 amino acids)
Biological process (GO): protein phosphorylation; recognition of pollen
Molecular function (GO): protein serine/threonine kinase activity; ATP binding
Source: RefSeq, a predicted model, not a curated record